Messenger RNA from Candoia aspera, 2600 nucleotides. RefSeq names its product mex-3 RNA binding family member B (gene MEX3B). Gene Ontology annotation, molecular function: RNA binding. Bases 55 to 1854 code for a protein of 599 amino acids. NCBI's taxonomy places the organism in Eukaryota, Metazoa, Chordata, Lepidosauria, Squamata, Candoiidae. The transcript has 2 exons. The record is from RefSeq and is a predicted model, not a curated record.
GAGAGCAGGAGGGAAAGGAAGAGGAGGGCGCGAUCCCAUACAUCCACCGGGACUAUGCCCAGUUCGUUGUUUGCGGACAUGGAGCGGAAUGGGAGCGGAGGCGGCGGAGGGGGAGAGACCCUGGAUGACCAAAGAGCCCUUCAGAUCGCCUUGGACCAACUCUCCCUCCUGGGCUUGGACAGCGACGAGACGGGCUCCCUUUACGAGAACGAGCCGCGCAAAAAGAGCGUGAACAUGACCGAAUGCGUGCCCGUGCCCAGCUCGGAACAUGUCGCCGAGAUCGUGGGCAGGCAAGGUUGCAAAAUCAAAGCGCUGAGAGCAAAAACCAACACCUAUAUUAAGACUCCGGUGCGGGGGGAGGAACCGCUCUUCGUGGUCACGGGCAGGAAGGAAGAUGUGGCGAUGGCUCGGCGGGAGAUCAUUUCGGCGGCGGAACACUUCUCCAUGAUCCGCGCCUCCCGGAACAAAAACACCGUUUUGAACGGCACGGUGCCCAGCCCGCCCAACUUGCCUGGCCAGACCACGAUCCAAGUGCGGGUGCCUUACCGGGUGGUCGGCCUGGUCGUGGGGCCCAAAGGAGCCACGAUCAAGCGCAUCCAGCAGCAGACGCACACCUACAUCGUCACGCCCAGCCGCGACAAGGAGCCGGUGUUCGAGGUAACGGGCAUGCCGGAGAACGUGGACCGCGCCCGGGAGGAGAUCGAGGCGCACAUCGCUAUGCGCACCGGCGGCCUCAUCGAGCUGAACGACGACAACGACUUCCACGCCAACGGCACCGACGUGGGCUUUGAGCUGGGCGGAGGGGGCGCGGGCAGCCUCUGGAGCAAGCCCACGCCGCCGCCCCCUCCGCCGCCCCCUCCGCCGCCGCCCUCCUCCUCUUCCUCCUCCUCCUCCUCCUCCUCGUCGUCGUCUUCCUCCUCCAGCAUCACCCCGACGCCCGGCCGCAAGCCCUUCUGCAGCUACCGGAACGACAGCUCCAGCUCGCUGGGCAGCGCUUCCACCGACUCCUACUUCGGAGGUGGCGGCGGCGGCGGCGGCAGCGCCCGUUUGGCCGAUUACAGCCCGCCCAGCCCGGCCUUGGGCUUCCCCCACAACGGCACCCCCAGCAACGGCUACGCCGUCUACGGGGGCCCGGGGGAAGGCCUGGCCUCGCCCGACUGCUGCGCCGCCGAGCUGCCCCCCUUCGACUCCCCGCCGGGCUUCGACCUGGCUCCGGCGCCCCCGGCGGGCGCGCCCCUGAUGUGGUCGCAGUUCGAGCGCAGCCUGGCCUCGCCCGGCGCCGCCUUCCCCGGGGCCGCGGCGACCCCCAACGCCAACCUGGCCUUGUUUGUGAGUGGCGGGCAGAGGCGGGGCGCUCCGCCCGGCCCUCCCCCGACGCGCCUUUCCCCGCCCCUGCACGCCGGGGCGGGAGGCGUGGCGCUGGCAGCCGAGCAGCACCCCUUGGCGCGCCGGGUGCGCAGCGACCCGGGCGGCCGCCUCCUCGCCGCCGCCGUGGCCGCCGCCGCCGCCGCCGCCGCCACCUGCUCCUCGUCCUCCUCGUCGUCGUCGUCCUGCUCCUACCCGCUCUAUGCCAACGGGCUGGGCUGCCCCUUGCCCGGCCUGCCCUCCGACUCCUCGGCCUCUUCCUCGUCGUCCAGUUCUUCCUCCAGCUCGUCCUGUUCCUCGUCCGGGAUGAGGCGGAAAGGCAGCCGCGACUGCUCGGUCUGUUUCGAGAGCGAGGUGAUCGCCGCCCUGGUGCCCUGCGGCCACAACCUCUUUUGCAUGGAAUGUGCCAACCGCAUCUGCGAGAAGACCGAGCCGCAGUGCCCCGUCUGCCACAGCGCAGUCACUCAGGCCAUACGGAUCUUUUCCUGAGAGUUCACACGCACACCCCGGAGCGGUUUCCCGGCGCGCAGACUAGCCUCUUCGUCGGUCUCUUUCGCGGUGCGCUUCGAAAGCUGCAGUAUCCACACGUCCCAAAAGAAUAAUAAUGAGAACGAUGGUUAAAAAGAAUUGCAAAAAGGUGAACCUGACUUUUUUUUAAAGGUGGCUAUUAUCUUAAAGUAUAUAUAUAUAUAUAUAUAUAUGUAUGUAUGUAUGUAUGUAUGUAUGUGUAUAUAUGUGUAUAUAUAUAUAUAUAUAUAUAUAUAUAUAUUAAAAAAUCUAUAUAUAAAUCUAUAUUAUUUUAUUUUAUUUUAUGACAUUGAGUGUACUGUAGCCUAGGAUGGGUUGAAGGGGGAUAUUUGUAACAUCUGGUGCAUGCUAUUAAUAUUGAGGAAUGACAUUCUAGUAAUAGAAUAGUUUUAACACUUUAUCUUAAGGCCAACCAACCUUCCAAAACAUUUUCUCUCUCUCUCUCUCUCUCUCCAUCUCUCUCUCUCUCUCUCUCUCUCUCUCUCUCUCACUCUUUUAAAAGUAGGAAAUGCAUAUGGAUUAUGAUGGUGUUUGAAACAUUUAGCAUAACGUGUUGGUAGUUGCUAGAUUGCUAUUGAGAUACAGAUCUAUGGAUGGAUUAUUUUCCCUGAAUGUUCUUGAAAGGGCGUUUUUUUCCUGUGAAAGUAAUAAUAAUAAACUUAUGAUACUGCAGCUUUAUCAAAGAAAAAAGAAGAAAAAAAGGAAAA